AGACGGUUGGUCGAACGCCUCGUCCUCCGCUUUGUCCAUCCUCCAUUACCGUCGCGGUCUACGCGAUGCGAAAGCAUUCAAACUCGUAGUACGAACAACCCAAAUCCCAUCCACCCUCCCCCUACCCCAACUCCUAAAACCCUAGCCUGCCACCACCCCGUCCCCGGCUUCCCUACCCACCACUGCUUCCCUCCGUCGCCACCCGCCACCGCUCCAAGCCGAGUGCCGAGAUGGCUUCCGCCUCGCCGUCGUGGGCCAUCCUGGGCAGCGUGCCGCGGGUGCUGGCUGCCGACGCCGACCUCCCUCCGGGCGCCGACCUCUCCCUCGCGCUGCCGGAGCCACCGCGCGUUGCGAUCCUCACCAUCCCCCCGCGCAUCUUCCCGGGCCGCACCACCUCCAGAAGCUUCCCUUCCGUCCGCGCCGUCGACGCCUCCGGCCUCCUCCUCCUCCAUGCCGACCAAGGCCCCGCCAAGGGCCCCACCGUCAUCGACCUCCCCAGCCGCCGGGAGUCCUGCUGGCGCCCAAACGUCGCGGGAUACUUCGUCCUCGACGCCAAAUCCGCGUCCGCCCUCCCGCUUCCCAAUCCCGAGUACAUCAUGCACCCGGGCCACCUCGGCCUCAUCGCCUCCCCAGCCGACGCCGGCCACUACAUGGUCGCUGAGCUCCAGAUGAUCCUCGGCGGCGACCGUGCCGACCUCCUCUGCUUCUCCUCUGAAGCCGGGGAAUGGGUCACCAAGGACGUCCGCUACCCGCUUCCAUCCCGCCCCUUGAGCCCCAAUGGCGUGGUCUCGCACUCCGGGAGGCUUUGGUGGGUCGACCUCUCCUGGUGCCUCCUCACGUGCGACCCCUUCGCCGACGCGCCGGUGCUGAGGGUCGUCCCGCUUCCGGAGGGCAAGGCGCUCAAAUCGAGGGAAGCUUGGGGACUGCUCGACAAGUACCGCUGCGUGGCUGUCAGCGGCGGCAAGCUGCGGUUCGUCGACAUGUACAGCAACCGUAACAGCGGCGGCUCUGCUCAGAUCGGCGUCUGGACGCUCGCCGAUCCGGACUCCACGGAGUGGACGCUGGAGUAUGAGGCCACCUUUACAGAGAUCUGGGACGACGCAAGCUACAAGGCGAUUGGUCUGCCCAGGAAGAUCCCCGUGCUUGCGCUCAUCCACCCUACGAACCCCGACGUGGUCUACUUCUUUCUGGACGAGCACCUGCUCGGCGUGGACGUGCGUGCUCGCAAGGUUGUGGAGUGUGAGGUCUACGAGCUGGUUGCCCCACCUAGCCAGCACGUGGGCACCCGUUUCGUUCAUGCUUGGCAGCUGCCACGGACUCCCUGUUCAGAUGAUGAUGUUACGUGUCCUUCCCAAUCGUCUCGUGUCCCCAAACCAGUAUGCAAGUUCUUCCUUACAUUACAGGGUUGUAAAAAUGGCAACUCUUGUUCAUUUUCACAUGAUUGUGGCUCCUCGAACUCAAAAAAUGGAGAUGGGCAUGCAGUGGAGUCUGAUUCAGGGACAAAUGGUAUUAACCUGUUAGAUGAAAUAAAUGUUUUCAUUAGGCAUGGGGGCCCAACCUUAUCACUGCAGGUGAAGUUGGAUGAACCCUCGAAGCUCAUGAUGAACACACUUCGAACUAGAACAAGGAAUUAUUUUGCUGAUAUGUAUUUCUGGUAUGGCUGAAAGUUACACACCCCGAUCAUACACUGAGAUCUUAUGGUGUGUUAAACAAUUGCACCAUCAAGCUUUCAGGAAGGAUCCGAGGUGGAAUAUCAUUUACGAAAUAUGUGGCAGACAACAAAAAUAAGAUGAUGGUUGUGGUGAGAAUGCCUGAUGGCCAGUAUUCCUUGGAGUUAGCAAGAGCGGGUUGCUUGUUUAUUAGAUCUUUAAUUUGUGCAUUCACG
This is a messenger RNA of Triticum dicoccoides, 1885 nucleotides long. RefSeq lists its product as uncharacterized. Gene Ontology annotation, molecular function: metal ion binding. Bases 231 to 1664 code for a protein of 477 amino acids. NCBI's taxonomy places the organism in Eukaryota, Viridiplantae, Streptophyta, Magnoliopsida, Poales, Poaceae. The record is from RefSeq and is a predicted model, not a curated record. The transcript has 5 exons.